AGCUCCCCGCCGCCUCCAGCCCGGCCCCUCGCCGGCAGUCCCCGCCUCCCUCAGCCAAGAUGGCGGCGCCCAGCAGCUAGGGCCGCACGUGUGUUUUUUUCGCGGCGCCCCGCGGAGGAGGCCCCGGCUGCUACUCCCGGACUCGGAGCCCGCCCGCUCGGGGCCAUGAAGCCCAAAUCCUCCUCGCACAAGUCCGAGAACACGCACAGGUUUCUCACCUUCUCUGAACGCUUAGGCAAUGUUAAUAUCGAUAUUAUUCAUCGGAUUGACAGGACUGGGAGCUACGCUGAGGAGGUUGAAACCUAUUUUUAUGAAGGACUGCAGAAAUGGAGAGAACUGAACCUCACACAGCACUUUGUGAAAUUCUACAAAGAAGUGGCUGGCAAAUGCCAGUCAUUCAACCAGUUGGUGUAUUAUCAAGAUGCCAUAGUGCAGAGCUUGAAGACUCAUCUGCAAGUCAAAAACAGUCUUGCGUAUCAGCCCCUUUUGGAGUAAGUACACACUGUAAAA
Chrysemys picta bellii (western painted turtle) is the source of this 510-nucleotide messenger RNA. NCBI's taxonomy places the organism in Eukaryota, Metazoa, Chordata, Testudines, Emydidae. The record is from RefSeq and is a predicted model, not a curated record.